This is a messenger RNA of Lodderomyces orthopsilosis Co 90-125, 1188 nucleotides long. Its product is annotated as RNA methyltransferase. Gene Ontology annotation, cellular component: nucleus. Gene Ontology annotation, molecular function: RNA cap trimethylguanosine synthase activity. The record is from RefSeq and is a predicted model, not a curated record. Bases 1 to 1188 code for a protein of 395 amino acids. NCBI's taxonomy places the organism in Eukaryota, Fungi, Ascomycota, Pichiomycetes, Serinales, Debaryomycetaceae. The transcript has a single exon. Gene Ontology annotation, biological process: 7-methylguanosine RNA capping; 7-methylguanosine cap hypermethylation.
AUGUCUCUUGCGUCAAAUGAACCUACCGAUAAGGAAGAUGAAGCAAUAGAUACAUCUAGCGGUACAAUAUUCGAAAGAGCCUCAUCGCCUGCAAAAAUUGGGAAGCGAAAGAAGAAGAAGCGGAAGAACAAAAGGAAGAACCGAGCAGUUUAUGAUGACGCUCAACAAGGAAUGACACCUCAAAAUAAUGAUGAAUGCCAAGAGGAUGAAAGACAAGAGGAAGAUUCUGAAAACAAUGAAUACACCUACAACGGCGAAUUGUUGAUGCAUACAUAUUACACCUUACCACCAUCGCUGCAAAAAUUUUGGAGUCGAAGAUACGAAUUGUUUUCCAAAUACGAUGAAGGAAUAUAUCUCUCAGCAGAGUUAUGGUAUAGUGUAACACCGGAAAUGAUUGCUAAAUAUAUUGCGCAAUUAUUUGUGAAGAUAUUACCGCUUGAUGCAGAGUAUGGAUUGGAUGUAUGUUGUGGAGGAGGUGGAAAUAUGAUUCAAUUUGCCCAAUUUUUUGAUUCUGUAGGCGGAAUAGAAAUCAAUGGCACCAAUUUGUACUGUGCUGAACAUAAUGCAGAAGUUUACGGCGUUCAAGAUAAAACGUGGACAUUGCAAGCCGAUUGGAGGGAAAUCACACAACUCAAAGACAACCAAGAAGUCAAUUACGAUUGGAUUCCGCAAAGUGUAAGAGAUGCAAGAAAAGACGUACCGCCCAAUAGGAUAUUUGACUUUAUAUUCAGUUCUCCGCCAUGGGGUGGCACAAAUUAUGAUCGGAAUGAGUUUAAUUUAUAUGCCAUGCAACCAUUCAAUAUUACUGAGCUUUUGAAAACAAUGACACAAUACACAGAUAACAUUGGAUUGUUUUUACCCAAGCUGUCAAGUUUGAUGCAAUUGAGUUUGGCUACCAAGGAGGUGUAUGGUGACUACAAAAAGUGUAGAGCAGUCUAUAUAAACUCCAAAGGUAGAUGCGUUGCUCUAUUGGCAUUGUUUGGUGACUGUUUUACAGCUAGAUUCGAUGAGUUGGAUGAUAUUAGUGAAGAAGCUUUGCUAGGGACCAAAGUGGAAUCGAGUAAUCAGCAGGAAGAAAGUGCUGCUGAGGAAACUGAAAGCAAAAGGCUGGGUAAUACUGCAAAUAUGCCUUAUGAAGCUGACGCAGUUGUGACUAGCCCAGAAGAGAUAGAAUCAGAUAUAGGAUAA